CCUCCUUGUAGCGGCGUUGCGACAGAGACGGAGAAUUCGAACGACAUGAAUGUAGAAAAUAAUCAUACGGCAGAAACAGAGACUGAGCAAACGACAAACGGCAACGAGACGAUCACCAUUCAGACAACACUGGGAGAUGAAGAUGAAGAUGUGCACAAGUGCGGACGCUGUCAGUCCGAGUUCUCCACGCUGGAGGCUUUCAUCCAGCACAAGCUGCAGCACAACUGUAAACGUGUGGAGACUAGUCAAGAGGUUACUGCAGCCAAUGGAAGUUCUUCAGAGGUGAAAACAGCUGAAGGUGCAUCCUCGGAUGAACCAGUGAAGAUCACUAAUGAUGAAAGCAGCGGUGUAUUGGGUCGAGGUCGAAGGAAGAAAGUCAUUUCGCUCAAAGUCACAGAUCUCUCAGAUGGGACUGAAGGCUCCUUGUCUGACAAUGCGGACAGUGACAAGCCUGUUUACAAAGUCAACCAAGAGGGACGCUUCAUUUGCCAACUCUGUGACAAGACCUUUAAAACAACCAACAUCUUGAGAACUCAUAUGAAAACUCACAGUGACCAGAAGAACUUCUCAUGUGACCUGUGUGGAACCUCCUUUCGCACAAAAGGCUCCCUGAUCCGUCACAAUCGUCGUCACACUGAUGAGCGGCCGUAUCGAUGCACCCUAUGUGGCCAGUCUUUCCGAGAGUCAGGUGCUCUCACCAGACACCUCAAGGCCCUCACACCCUGCACUGAAAAGAUCCGCUUUGUUCAGUACAAGGAGAUCUUGGUCAGCAAAGAUGGAGUACAAAAAGGGGUCGAAGAUGAUCGCGCUGCAGUGGCUGGCCAGCAGCAGGAGGUAGUGGUUGUGGAGCAACAGCCAGAGGAGCAGGAGAUGGUUGAGGCUCAGACAGCUGUCGUCAGCGUGGUAGACUCUGGUUCCCAAGAGGUCCUUCAUCAGGUCCACUUCACAAUGGAGGUGAAUGGAACGACGCAGGAGCAACAGGUUGUAGUAGAGCAGUCGCAGGCGGAAGCCCUGGCGGCUGCUGCAGCAGCAGGCGACAACCUCAUCUGCCAGGCCAUCAUUAACUCUGGCAUUGCACUGGAGACGGAGGAAGCCGUAGUUGAGGAGACCUCACACACUACUGAGGAGAUGGAUAAAGUGGUUUCUGACUGUCCUGAUGCGGAGGAGAAUAUCACUGAGAUCCAGGUCAAAGAAGAGUUUGUUGAGAUGGAGGCAGAGGAAGCAGGUAGUGGAAAUGGUCAAACAUCCUCAAAACUGUACACGUGUCCACACUGUAAUCGCUCUUUCAAGGGACUGAAUUACUUCCGCUUUCACUUCAAGGGCCAUAUGGGUUACAAGCCCUUUAAGUGCACACUUUGCCAUAAAGAGUUCCUGACUGGUUAUCUACUGAAGAAACAUAUGGAAGUCCAUGUCAGUGAGAGGAGGUAUAAGUGUGGUGAAUGUGGAAAACUGUACAAAACCAUCGGGCAUGUACGUGAGCACAUGAGGGCCCACUCAGAUGAAAGACCCUACCGCUGUGCCAGGUGCAACAAGGGGUACAAGACCAAGAAUGCCUUGCAGGUGCAUCAGCGGACCCAUGGUGAUGAGAAACCUUACGUGUGCCAGUUCUGCUUGAGAGGUUUCAGGGAGAAAGGUUCUCUGGUGCGACAUAUCCGCCAUCACACCGGAGAGAAGCCUUUCAAGUGCCCAAAGUGCGGCCGAGGCUUCGCUGAGCACGGGACCCUCAAUCGGCAUAUGCGUGCAAAAGGAGGCUGCCAGAAGGACGAUUCCAGUGAGCAGAAGGAUGGGGCAACAGGGGAGCAAGCGUCAGUGGACAGCCUGGCUACAGCAGCCAUCCUCUCAGAGGAUCCGCAUGCUGUCCUGGUGGAGUUCUCCUCAGUGGUGGCUGACACGCAGGAGUACAUCAUCAAGACUCAAACAGAGGAGGAGGUGCAGGAAGAAGAGGUUACACUCAUUCAAGACGGCCAGAAUGAGAUGGGAAACCACAUCAUGAAAGUGGUACAGCGUAUCGUCAGCCAGUCACACGGCGCCGGUGGCACAGGCAGCCACCAGAUCAUUGUGCGCAACGUGGCGAUGAACGAGGAGGGCACAUCCAUCUCCGACUGCGGUGACACCAUCACCAUCGCGACUCCGGAGAGCCUGACGGAGCAGGUGGCAAUGACGCUGGCCUCUGCCAUCAGUGACGGCACGCUGCUGGCCACGGCGGGCACCGUGGAGACGGCAGACGGAACAGUUACCAUGGUUACCACCGAGGAAGCCGUGGAGGAGGGAAUACAGAUGGUGCAGCAGCAAGAGGAAUAUGUCAUCACCUCCCCAGAGGAGGUGGAGAUUCAGACUGUCAUUGUAUGAUCCAAGAGGAUCUUAACUAUGAACUUUACCUGUGUAGCCAAUUACUGUAGACUUUAUAUGAGCUUCGUGUGUGAGAUCUGACUACAAAACAAAGGCCAAAGUGUUUAUAAGGUUUAUUGUUACAGAAGUAGAACAACCUACAAAGAAAUGUCUGUGUGAAACCUACAAAGAAUGAGUGUGCAUGAGGACUAGUUCGAUCAUGUGUUUGGUUUUUGCUGAUUGAUUUAGUGAAAUUAAGCACUUCCUGUCAUCCAGUA
This is a messenger RNA of Epinephelus moara (kelp grouper), 2606 nucleotides long. RefSeq names its product E4F transcription factor 1 (gene e4f1). Bases 46 to 2349 code for a protein of 767 amino acids. NCBI's taxonomy places the organism in Eukaryota, Metazoa, Chordata, Actinopteri, Perciformes, Serranidae. The transcript is spliced from 14 exons. Gene Ontology annotation, molecular function: DNA-binding transcription factor activity, RNA polymerase II-specific; RNA polymerase II cis-regulatory region sequence-specific DNA binding. The record is from RefSeq and is a predicted model, not a curated record. Gene Ontology annotation, cellular component: nucleus. Gene Ontology annotation, biological process: regulation of transcription by RNA polymerase II.